Messenger RNA from Cynara cardunculus var. scolymus (artichoke), 2064 nucleotides. RefSeq names its product O-fucosyltransferase 38. Lineage: Eukaryota; Viridiplantae; Streptophyta; Magnoliopsida; Asterales; Asteraceae. Gene Ontology annotation, cellular component: cytoplasm; nucleus. The transcript has 11 exons. The record is from RefSeq and is a predicted model, not a curated record. Bases 114 to 1664 code for a protein of 516 amino acids.
AAAAAAAAAAACCUCGAAUAGCUUCCAAUUGGAAGUGGUAGGGAGCAUAGCGUAUGCAUAAACUUGGAGUUUAAGAUACAAUAGAGAUCUGUUUCAGUCGGCGGCGACUGAAAAUGGGCACUAAUCGUGGAGGAAGUUCAUCAUCGUCUUCUUUUGGGAGGCCGUCAUUCUGUUGUAAAAUGUUUCCAGCCAAACCAUCAUCGCCAUCGUCUUUCACAAUUAUUCGUUUGUUUGUACUCUUGAUCUUGUUCAUUUUCAUAUUCAAUUUCUACAGUAGAGCUAUCUUAGAGGAUGAAGAAAAUCUAAAUCUGCGGUUGUCAUCACAAGACUCUGUAGCUCAGCAGCUUCCGCAGCAGCUGCCAAGUGAAAAACUUUGGGAAGCUCCUUUUAGUGCUGGUUUACAUUCAUGUGUAAAUCCUACUUCUAGAUAUCAAGCUUUUCAAGAAGGGGAUCAUUAUAUCACUGUGAGAAGUAAUGGUGGACUGAAUCAAAUGCGUACUGGUAUUGCUGAUAUGAUAGCAGUGUCGCGAAUGAUGAAUGCAACCCUAGUAAUUCCUGAACUUGAUAGACGCUCAUUCUGGCAAGACAAAAGUAUAUUUUCAGAUAUCUUUGAUGAAGACCAUUUCAUUGAUAGCUUAAAACAUGACGUGAGAAUCAUAAAGAAGCUUCCUCCGGAGUUGCUCUCUGUUCCUCGAGCAAGGAAGCACUUCACGUCUUGGGCUGGUUUAGGUUACUAUGAGGAGAUGACCAAAUUAUGGGCAGAUUAUCAGGUGAUUCAUGUUGCAAAAUCAGAUUCUCGAUUAGCAAACAAUGAUCUACCACUUGAUAUCCAGAGAUUGCGUUGUCGUGCUCUGUAUCAUGCUCUUAUAUUUUCUCCUUCUAUUGAAACCUUUGGGAAGAAGCUAGUUGAGCGGCUCAGAUCGCAUGGGGGAAGAUAUAUUUCUCUUCACCUGAGAUAUGAGAAAGAUAUGCUGGCUUUCUCCGGUUGUACAUAUGGCCUGUCUUCUGCAGAAUCUGAAGAGCUGAGAUUGUUGAGAGAAAACACAAAUCACUGGAAAGUAAAGAAAAUAAAUUCAACAGAGCAGAGAAUUUCAGGUCUAUGUCCAUUAACUCCCAAGGAGGUUGGAAUUUUUAUUCAGGCUCUUGGUUAUCCUCAGUCAACAGUUGUAUAUAUUGCUGCGGGGGAAAUUUAUGGUGGUAAAGCUCAUCUUUCAGAGCUCACUUCUCGUUUCCCAAAUGUAGUAUUCAAGGAAAUGAUAGCCACUGAAGAAGAGCUGGAAAUAUACUCGAAUCAUGCUUCACAAACCGCAGCACUUGACUAUAUAAUCUCUCUUGAGAGUGACGUAUUCAUGCCAACACAUUCGGGUAACAUGGCAAGAGCUCUUGAAGGUCAUCGCAGAUUUUUAGGCCACCGGAAGACUGUUAGUCCUGACAGGAAAGGUCUUGUGGACAUUUUUGAUAAGUUGGAAAGUGGACAACUCAAGGAAGGAUUAACAUUGCAACAACUUGUUAAACACCUGCAUGAGAAGAGGCAAGGGGCUCCAAGGAAAAGAGAGGGUGCACCAGAUGGAAUCAAAGGACGAGCACGCUAUAAGGCUGAAGAGUCGUUUUACCAAAAUCCAUAUCCUGAAUGCAUAUGCAGUUCUAAACAUAGAUAUAGAUGAUACAGGAUGGGUUCCGUUAGGAACCUAAAAUUGAUUAGGAACUAAGGAACCAUCAACAACGUAACACGUGGCAUAUUCAUUAUGAAUGUGUUAUUCAUGAUGACUAUUUAUCCUGAAGAGGGACGCGUGGCAUGCUGUGAGUGGUUCCUAGGUUUCUAACCAAUUUUGGGUUCCCAACGGAAUUUUCCUCUAGAUUAUAUAAUUCAAAAGGUCUUAAAGCAACAAUUCCUAAAAAUAGCAAUAUUGUUGCAAGGAUUUGCAUAUCAAAACAGUAAAAGUUUUUGUUUUGUUAUAAAGUUUUUUACUUGUAUUCCAGAAGAGUGCAUAAAGACCUACCCAUUACGGUGAUCAUGUAAUAUUUUGCUACGAUGCUAGAUGCUUGUUAGUUUUUUAUGAUUCC